AUGUAUAUUUUGGACCUUUUGAAAGGGGUACUGAAUGGAAACCGAGAACAACAAGAGAAGCCGAAACAGAUACAUGUUAUCAUCAUUGGUGCAGGCCUCACAGGACUCUUGCUUGCGCAGGGUUUACGAAAGCUGAACCUCAAACUUGAGGCACAAGGCCAACCGAUCCAGUUUACGUACAGUAUCCACGAGCGCGACGAGUCGGCUUUCUACCGCGGCGGUGGUUUUAGCCUCACAAUACACUGGGCGCUCCAGCAACUCUAUGACAUCCUCCCCGAGGAACUUUCAGCACGGAUUUUCGAAUGCGUCGGUAAUCCAGAGGCAAUUAAAAAUGGACAUAUGGGAUCAUUCACCUUUCUGAAUCUCCGGACAGGAAAUCCUGCUUUCCAAACAUCUCUUCCCCCAGGGUGGAAAGGGGCGCGCAUGUCUCGUGUUAGGUUCCUGAAACUGCUGAUGACCGAUCUUGACAUUCAAUAUUCGAAUCGUCUUUCCGAAAUCACGUUCCCGACAAAGGAUACGGUCCGCGCCCAUUUCGAAAACGGUCACCAAGUAACUGGAGAUCUUCUGGUUGGCGCAGAUGGAGCAAAUUCAGUGGUCCGUCGCUUUAUGUAUGGCACUGAGAAUUCAAAGAAUACUCAGCUGCCCGUGCGCAUGCUCAAUUGCCGUUCGAAUUACUCUCUCAAGGAACUUGAGGCUUGUUUGAGAAUUGAUCCGCACCUCUUCCAUGCCGGUGAUCCCGUGCAGAAUGGCUAUUUCAUGUUCGCCUUCCUUGACAUGCCAUCUCCGGAAUCGAAGGAGGGCAAAGCGGGGGUCCAAUUAACUAUAAGCUGGCCCUAUGAAUCGGGGUAUCUUGACGAAAAAGAACCGUCAGAUGCGCCAACCAACCUUCCGGAUCAGUUAGCUUGGUUGAAACGCAUGGCAGAGCACUGGGAGAAUCCCGUGUAUGACUUGAUCCAAGGUAUGCCAGAUGAUAGUAUUGUCCGUGUCAUCGCCGUCCAAGAGUGGAUGCCAAAUGACACGAACCGGCGUCAGACCGACGGAAGGAUCACCACGGUUGGCGAUGCAGCUCACCUGAUGACGUCUUUUCGCGGGGAGAAUGCUAACCACGGAGUGGUUGAUGUGGCUAAAUUGCUCGCACUCUUAGCACCUAGUAGCAGCAAUGACAUUGAUUUACGAGAGGUUGUGAGCGUCUAUGAGGAGGAAAUGAUUCAGAGAUCACGACCAGCCACCGUGAAGGCUCGAGAGGCCUGCUUGGACGCUAAUCACUACUCCAGUGUAGGAUCAGGGAGUCCGUUUUUGUCGCGACGUACGGCUCUGGAAGAGAAGGAAAGAGAACUUUUGAAGCGGUCUACGUGA
Molecule: messenger RNA, 1356 nt
Organism: Penicillium manginii
Lineage: Eukaryota; Fungi; Ascomycota; Eurotiomycetes; Eurotiales; Aspergillaceae
Product: FAD-dependent oxidoreductase
Exons: 2
Coding region: 1-1356 (451 amino acids)
Source: RefSeq, a predicted model, not a curated record